AUGGCCGAUUUGAGCCAAAAAUUCGAGACACUGCAGCUUCAUGCUGGCCAGGAACCUGAUCCAACCACCAAGGCGCGUGCUGUGCCUAUUUACGCAACUACCAGCUACACUUUCAAUGACUCUGCUCAUGGCGCGAGGCUCUUUGGCCUCAAGGAGUUUGGUAACAUCUACAGCCGUAUCAUGAACCCCACCGUCGAUGUCUUUGAAAAGCGCAUCGCAGCUCUUGAAGGCGGUGUUGCCGCCCUCGCCGCCUCCUCCGGCCAAAGCGCCCAGUUCAUCGCCAUCAAUACGCUUGCCCACGCUGGCGACAACAUCGUCUCAACGUCCAACCUUUACGGCGGCACCUACAACCAGUUCAAAGUGUUCCUGCCGCGUCUCGGCAUCAAGACCAAGUUUGUCGACGGCGACAAGCCCGAGGACAUUGCUGCCGCCAUUGACGACAAUACCAAGGCCGUCUAUGUCGAGAGCAUCGGCAAUCCGCGGUAUAACGUGCCCGACCUGGAGGCCAUUGCCAAAGUCGCCCAUGACGCGGGCGUCCCCCUGAUUGUGGACAACACCUUUGGUGCCGGCGGCUACUUCAUUCGUCCCAUUGACCAUGGCGCCGACAUCGUGGUGCACUCUGCCACCAAGUGGAUUGGAGGACACGGCACCACCAUCGGCGGCGUUGUCGUCGAUUCUGGCAAAUUCGACUGGGGCAAGCAUGGCAAGCGUUUCCCGCAAUUUGUCGAGCCGGCCGAGGGCUACCAUGGCCUCAAGUUCUUCGAGACCUUUGGCAACAUCUCCUUCAUUAUCAGGGCGCGGGUGGAGAUUCUGAGAGAUUUGGGCGCCGCGCUGAACCCAUUUGCUGCCCAGCAGCUACUGCUUGGCAUUGAGACUCUGAGUCUGCGCGCUGAAAGACAUGCCCAGAAUGCGCUGGCUUUGGCUCAGUACCUCGAGAAGAGCCCUUAUGUCAGCUGGGUCAGCUACCCUGGUUUAGAAAGCCAUCCGUAUCACGAGACUGCCAAGAAGUACCUCAAAAGGGGAUUUGGUGGUGUGCUGAACUUUGGUGUCAAGGGCGGUGGUGCUGGCAGUCAGGUCGUGGAUGGCUUCAAGUUGAUUUCCAACUUGGCCAAUGUCGGUGACGCCAAGUCGCUGGCUAUUCACCCCUGGACAACUACCCAUGAGCAGCUCUCCGACGACGAAAAGGCCAGUUCUGGUGUCACCGAGGAUCUCAUUCGUAUCUCGGUCGGUAUCGAGCAUAUUGAUGACAUUAUUGCCGAUUUCGAGCAGUCGUUCAAGGCCGCCGCGGCCGCCACCAAGUCAUAG
Metarhizium brunneum ARSEF 3297 is the source of this 1305-nucleotide messenger RNA. It is a transcript of the gene cysD, whose product is annotated as Homocysteine synthase. The record is from RefSeq and is a predicted model, not a curated record. Lineage: Eukaryota; Fungi; Ascomycota; Sordariomycetes; Hypocreales; Clavicipitaceae. Gene Ontology annotation, molecular function: transferase activity, transferring alkyl or aryl (other than methyl) groups; pyridoxal phosphate binding. Gene Ontology annotation, biological process: transsulfuration.